GAUAAAGACGCCAUCUUGGCGCUCCUGUCAUUUUGACAUGUAAGGUUUGCCAGCCAAGAAUUUGCUUCCACUCCAUAUCCCAAAAUUUCCCAAAAUUGAAAAUAAAGACGAUGGCGGACAAUUUGCAAAAGCGACCUUCGAAGGGGAUACUGAAAAAUUCCAGUAGCUUCGACAAGCAGGACUCGCGAAACGCUAAUUUUCUUGCUCGCAGAAAAAGUAAGGAGACGAAAUGGGACGAGAUGAACAUAAUCGCUACGCUGCAUCCGGCCGACAAGGACUACGGUCACAUGAAGAUAGACGAACCGAAAACGCCGUACUAUCGGGACGAGGCCGAGAGCGAGGACGUGCUGGACGCGACCGAAUUGGCGGAGAAAAUUCGUCUGAGCACCGGGAAACCGCCGAAGGCGAUGGAAUCGGACGAUUCCGAGGACGACGAUGAAGAGCUGACGCCCGAGGAGCGGAUAAAGAAAAAAGAGUUCGAAAGUAAAAGGAAAAAGCACUACAACGAGUAUUACGCAGUUAAGUUAGCGAGAAAACUGUUGGAAGAGGAGGAGGACGAGGACGACGACGCUAACGUCGCCGAAUCCAAGAGCAGUCAGGGGAACCCAUCAAAUUCGUGAUUAAUGUUAACGUAACGUGGUCGUCGUCGUCGAGAAUAGGAUUUUCGUUGUAAAUUAUUUUUAUUGAGGUAGGCUGUUAAUUAAUUUUAAGUUCCUCUCAUGUAAGAAACGUUAUCAUUGUACAUAAUCGGCUGUGUGUGGUCUUCUUUAUCGUGUACGAAGUAAAUUACAGUUUUUAAAUGCCAUACUGUGAGUUGUUUUGACGGAGUUUAUGGUCUAAUAGCAGUUACGUAAUUAUUUAUUUGAAGAGAUUGUUAUUUAAUCGUAGAGGAAAUAAAUCUAAUAGAGCAGA
This is a messenger RNA of Photinus pyralis (common eastern firefly), 912 nucleotides long. Its product is annotated as protein phosphatase inhibitor 2-like. The coding region runs from base 111 to 620 and encodes 169 amino acids. Gene Ontology annotation, biological process: regulation of signal transduction. Gene Ontology annotation, molecular function: protein phosphatase inhibitor activity. The transcript is spliced from 3 exons. The record is from RefSeq and is a predicted model, not a curated record. Lineage: Eukaryota; Metazoa; Arthropoda; Insecta; Coleoptera; Lampyridae.